AUGGAAGAUCCCGAAGUCGACGAUUCUUACCAAGCGCUAACCAGCAGAGAAGAGGCUGACUUGGAGCGUCUUCUCGAGCUAGAGGUGGACUCAACCUUAAAUUACAACAUUCAUAAUGCCUCUGCUUUGACGGAUAAACUUUCCCGUGAUCUUGCUUCGUUGGACGUCAACAAUAUACAGGAUAUAAUGUCUUCCGAACAGCGAGUGAUUGACUUGAUGGCUGUUCUCGAUGUUGCUCUCAAAGAGACUUUUCUAUUAGAAAAUCGGAUCAUCUACUAUGAAAGUCAGCUUAAAAAUGUACGUGAUAUUGUGCAAAAAGUGGAAAAAAAGGAGGCCAUCAUUCAGAUAUACAACGACAACAAUAACCGCUUGUUGAAUGAAAUUGAACAGCUGAUUUCAAACCUGGAUUUUCUGCCAAAGUACGAAAAUGUUCUCACCAAGUGUGACCUGAACUCUGCUGAUGAUUUAGCAAAGUGCUUAGAAGCGGCGUUGAAGCUCCAGGAAGCACUCCAGCACGAUGUCCCGCUGGCUCUUCAGUCACUGUUUGCUGUCAAGGAGCAGCAGGAAUAUUUGCGUAAUGUCUCAACUGAAUUUGGAAAAAGAAUAACGGAGCAUAUCAGCAAGUUAAUAAUGAGUCUGGUAAACAGCUACCAGGAAAAGUUGACAAUGAAAGCUCACGAAUCAGUGCUGGCCGAGCAUAUCAAGGCACAUCGAAGUCUGAUACCAUAUGCGCCAUUUGUUAAAUGGUGUCGGGAAGUGGACAGCCAUUUAUAUUCUCACCUAAUGGAACUAUACGUGAAGCACUUUCAAGUUAUCUACGAAAAAGAGUUUGGAUACUUUUUCGAGUACCUUCAGGGCAAGUUUUUCUUCAGCACAGGGAAGGGAAACAACACCCUCAUUUCCCCUAGUCCGACGGAUAGCAAGCGAAAGAGCCUGGCGGUGUCUGACUUUAGAGGCGAUUACCGACGCAACUCAUAUGCCAACUCUUCGCAAUCACAAUCUGACACGGUGGAAACUGCCUCCACACGAAGCUCUGACAUAAGUCUCACUGAAUGGGAGGAAUUCGACUCGUUUAUUGAGAAUAUUCUUAAAACCAUUGACCCGGUGUGCCAUGCUGAGCAACAGUUUUGCAAUCAGUUUUUCGAUCUGGAGGCGACAUCUAAUCUGUCCAUUCCAUCGACGCCGGUUAUGGGUGGCAAGCACAGCUCCAACAGCGAAACCGACACUUCUCUGUCUAAUCACAGCUCCAACUACAGCUCCGAGCAGUCCACUGCCCAGGCAAAGCGAAAUGACCAACUGCGAAAUAUGCUUUCAGAGCUGUUUGGUAAUUUUGAACAGGAUUUUAAAAAUUUUGUCGAUGACCACGACAAUAGGGACGGCAUCUAUUCGCUGUACUUUUUGGUCCGUCUGAACCGACACGUCAUGGCCGUCUCCGACACCGGGUCUUUUCUCUCCAAAGCAUAUGGCAACAUUUUGAUUCACAUCAAGCGAUGCUUUGAUAGGUACAUGCAAAAUCAGCUCACAAAGAUUGAAAAUGCUAAAGAGUCUAAAAGAACCAAAGUGGGCAUUCUCGACUUUAUAAAGCGCUUUGAAGCGUUUGCCAAACAAACUGAAAAUGUGGUCAAGUAUGGCCCUCAGCGUCGAGCUGACAUUGACCGGUGGUACGUCAUUCUGAUGGAGAAGAUCUUCCAGUCGAUUGAACGCAUUGCCAAGGAGCACCAAAGAGCGUACAAGACGCCCUCGCAGAUGAUUGAACUGGAGAACUACCACUACAUUCAGCUGAUGCUGCCUUCGCUAAAGAUUCCCUGUCUGGAGAAUGAACGGAAGGAGGCGAAAGUGCGCUACAAUAAUGCCCUCAAGGAGUACGUCAAUCUGUACUUCAGACGGCCACUGGACAAGCUGAAUUGUUUUUUCGAGGGAGUGCAAAGCAAAGUUCAGCAGGGCGUGCGGGAGGAAGAAAUCAGCUACCAGCUGGCGUUCAGUAAACAGGAACUGCGCAAAGUCAUCAAGGACUGCAAUCUGAAAGACAUCAAGAGAGGCCUUGAAGAUAUGUACAAAAAAGUGGAGAAGCAUAUUUCCGACCCUCAAAACAACCUCAUACAGGUUAUCUGGCAUUCGAUGCAGGAGGAGUUUAUAGCCCAGUACAAAGGCAUCACCGGAAUGAUUGAACGCUGCUACCCACAGGCCAACAUUACACUGGCCUUCACCAUCGAAGAUGUGCUCAAUGUCUUCUCGGAGAUCGCCUUGCAGCACUAG
This is a messenger RNA of Rhagoletis zephyria (snowberry fruit fly), 2256 nucleotides long. NCBI's taxonomy places the organism in Eukaryota, Metazoa, Arthropoda, Insecta, Diptera, Tephritidae. The record is from RefSeq and is a predicted model, not a curated record.